CGCAGAUCGCAUUGGCGUCAUAUCAGGCGAAGAGGAUGGAAGCGCUCCGGUGUGCGACCUUGAGCGGGAUCCAGACGCUCGUCCAUGUCUUCCGCCGCCACUACAAGUUCAUCAAGGUCAAGUCGGGCCAAGUGACCGCGCUCGCGAGCCUCCGGGCGCAGGUGCAGCAGUGGACCGACCCGCACGACUUUGAGCCUCAAACCGUACUUCGCCCGUUCCUCGACAUCAUCCGCAACGAGAACACGACGGGGCCGCUCACGCGCUCGGCCAUGGAAGCGGUCUGCUCGAUACUGCAUGUGUACGAUGAGAAUGCGACCUUGCAUGGUAUCCCGAUGCAGCAUGCGCUCGCCGACGUCCUCGACGCGGUCACGCAGUGCCGCUUCCAAGAGACGGAGCCCAACAGCGACCAGUAUGUGCUCCUGACCGUCGUGCGCGUGCUCGACAUGGUCUUGCAGUGCCGGGCCGCGGCCACGCUCACGGACGACACGAUCUGGCACGUCGUCGAAGCGCUGUACGCCAUUGCGCGCUCCAAAGAUACACGCAUCUCGGGCGUCAUUCGUGGCGUUGCGACCGACAGCCUCCAGCGCAUGAUGCACGUCAUCUUUGACCCAACGAUGUUGCCGCACGCACCGUCCCGGUCCUUUGGCCUGCCGUGCGCGGUCAAGGUGCUCGGCUUUCUCUGCCAAAAGAUUCAGCCCACGUCCAAGAGCUCAGAGCGCGAGCUGCUUCUGUCGCUGCAGCUGCUCCAAACCAUCCUUCUCAAGCUCGGUAACCACUUGCGAGACGUCCCAGCAUUGCUUUCGUACGCCCAAGACGAGCUCUGUGGUGCGAUCCUCAACUGGCUUCGUCUCGGGUCGUCGCCGUCGUCGGGCAGCAUUGACGUGCCUCUGGCGUGUCUCACCGUUCUGCGACUCGUGUGGUGCUACCUCCGCCCCGUCCUCAAGCUCCAGUGGGAAGUGAUGCUCAUGGGCCUGAUUCCCGGGAUUGUCGACCGCCGCUUGGCCCUCGAGUGGCGCCUCGAGCUGCUGCAGUGCCUCGCGGACUUUCUCGCUGACGCGUCGUUCGUCAUCGACGUGUUCGUCCAAUACGAUUGCGACAGUGACCGAUCCAACGUUCUCGAACUGCUCCUUUCGACGCUCACGUCGCUUGUCAAGCCGUCACUGCCCAUCGCGGACGCCAACGACUUUGUCGAUAUGGUCGACGAGCCUGAAAUGGCCGACGUGGCGCUCCAGGGCUUUUGGAACCUCCUGCAUGUGUUGCACCGGCGCACGCGCACUGAAUUCGACCUCAUUGUCGGACCGCCCGUGGAAGCAUCGGAGAACGUUCUCGCGCGGCGCGAACGCAAGAAGCGGUUCCAGGAAGCCAUUGCUGCGUUCAAUACCAAGCCGCUCGCAGGCGUUGGCAUGCUCGAAGCCCACGGGUUUCUGCCGUCGCCGACCGACGCACCGUCUCUCGCACGCUUGCUACGGUCGCUGCCACCGGGCCUCGACAAGAACUGCGUCGGCCAGUAUCUCGGGACGAUGGGCAAGGCGGGCGGCGCGGCGACCGACACGAUCGAGUUCCACCAAGAGCUGCUGCCAGCGUACGUGGCCGCCUUUGACUUUGUCGACGUGCACCUUGUCGACGCGCUGCGCAUGUUUCUCUCGUCGUUUCGACUGCCGGGCGAAGCGCAGCAGAUCGACCGCAUUCUCGAGUGCUUCUCCAAGCAAGCGUUUGCCCAGUGCAAGGAGCGGACCCUCUUUGGCACCUCGGUCGAUGUCCCGUACCUCCUCUCGUUCUCGAUCAUCAUGCUCCAAACGGACCUCCACAACACCAACAUCCGCGACGACCGGAAAAUGUCGCUGGCCGAUUUCCUCAAAAACAAUCUCAAUUAUGGCCUUGACGGCGCGAGUCCGCUGCCGGAAGAGUACUUGACGUCGAUCUACCAUGCGAUCCGGACGCGCCCCCUGCGCACGUGCGACGACGCCGAGGAGGUCACGACAGAGCGCUGGGCCGACCUCCAGCGCAGCGACGGCGACCGGAAGCUUCAGUCGUACGUGCACACGCCCGAGUACGACGCCCACGUCUUGGACUUUGUGGCCCAUGAGUUUGUACUCCCGCUGAUCGCGACGCUGGACGGCGCGUCGAUUCCCGAUGCGCUCACCCAUCUCGUGGCGAUGGCCGAGACGGCCGCCUCGCUGCACGCGCCGUCCGUGCUCAUGGCGGUCGUCCAGCGCCUCGGCGAGUACUCGACGCUGUGCGACCACCCGGACGACGAAGCGCUCGAAGCGGUCGUGUACACGUUUUGCAAUGACCCGCUGGCGUCAAGCGCGACGCUCGGGCUGCUGCAGCUGUGGCAAUCGUGCCACGCGUCCUUUGAUGCGUCGGCGUGGACGUGGUUCCUCUCGGCGCUGGCUCGGUUGCGCGAGUAUCAUCUCUUGCCACCCGCCUUUCUGCAGGACCGGCGGUCGGGGCUCUCGAUCGACGCGCGGGCCGCGUACCUCGAGACGACACGGACCGCGGCCAAGCGCAAGGCCGCCAAGCACGCCGGCCGCGUCUCGCGCUUCUUUGCGCUCGAGCCGCUCUCGGCGCCGUCGUCGCCGGCCCACGUGGCGUCGUCGCUCUUGCUCGUCUCGGCGCGCCAAGUGGACAUUGACGACCUUUUCUUCCCGCCCACGACCGACGAGACGGACGUCCUCCCGAUGGUGACGCAGCCGUGGAUCGACGAGUACUACCGCCAGUGCCCGAUUGCCAUCGACUUUUAUGACCGCAUGGCGUCACUACCGAGCUUGGAGGCGUUUUUGGACGCGGCGUGCACGGCAAUUGAGCGCGUCGUGCUGCCGCCGGCCAAGGCCAAGGCGUCGCCGGCGGUGCUAAGCCCGGGCGGCGCUAUCUUUCUCGAACAACUCGUCAUGCGCGUCAUCGUGUCGAGUCACCCGCGCGUCGUCACUCACGUUCACGCGGUCGUCCACGCGCUGGAUCCGUUCAUCCGCGGCAACCUCGUGGUCCAGAGCAUGGGGUACGAAGCCGCGGUCUUCCUUCUUGAAACGCUGCUCUCGGGCGUGGUCGCGUCGGACCUCGCGUUUGGCCUCGGUGUGCUCGAAGCGCUCGAUAUGGAUCUGCUCAGCGUCGUCGCGCGGCCCGUACUCGGCAGCGUCCUGACCCUGCCGCUGGCGACGCCCGAUAUCUGGCAGUCGUGGCUGCGCGUCUUGUUGCGUUGCAGCAACGUCUCGGAUUUGGACGACUACGCCACGCUGUGCGUGACAGCGCUCGAUGCCAGUGUGGCUGCGGACGUUGCAAGCACCCACCCGACCUUGAUGCCACUGCUCACGCUCGUCGCCCACGCGGCCAGUCUCCACGUUGACGCGCCAGCGGUGCUCGAGUCGCUCUUGGUAGUGGAAGCGAGCUUGUAUAGCCUCGCGCGCCGCCACGGCCUGCCCGACGCCGACGUGCUCUCGGUUCUCGGCGCCAUGUGCGCGCUCUUGACGCACCCGUCGACGCUGUCGUCCGAGCCAUUGCGGCUGCAGACGCUCGCGGCCUUGCGCAAGGCGAUGCUCGAGGUACCGGACGCGACACUCUCGCCGUCGUCCUGGCUCGCACUGCUGCGGUUUGGUGUGAUGCCGCUCACGGGCGUCGAGCUGCCCAACCGGUUGAGCGGCGAGAUGGACGAGGCCAGCCAUGUGCUUAUGCUCGUGCUUCUCUUUCUGCACCACCUGGACGAGUGGGUCGCCGACGCAACCAUCGACUUUGCGACGGCAUGGCAAGAGGUCUUGGCCGUCUGCGCCGUCCAGCUGGAAAAGAACGCGAACGAGGCGAACGAAGCGCUCAUCGAGCAGCUGCGCAACAUGGUGCACGUCGUGUACGCCGUGUGUUGCGACGAGGCGUGGUUUCUGCCGUCGGUGGCCGACAUUGCCGCGCUCUGCCCGCAAGUUGUCGUCUGGGACACAGUGUCGAUGGAAGAAGAAAAGGACAAGGUUCCGAUGCCCCUCGUCGAGGAAACAGCAGCCUAG
Molecule: messenger RNA, 3989 nt
Organism: Saprolegnia parasitica CBS 223.65
Lineage: Eukaryota; Oomycota; Saprolegniomycetes; Saprolegniales; Saprolegniaceae
Exons: 16
Coding region: 36-3989 (1317 amino acids)
Biological process (GO): regulation of ARF protein signal transduction
Molecular function (GO): guanyl-nucleotide exchange factor activity
Source: RefSeq, a predicted model, not a curated record